This is a messenger RNA of Oncorhynchus nerka (sockeye salmon), 967 nucleotides long. Its product is annotated as beta-1,4-galactosyltransferase 1-like. Gene Ontology annotation, cellular component: Golgi apparatus. Bases 259 to 522 code for a protein of 87 amino acids. Gene Ontology annotation, molecular function: cytoskeletal protein binding; beta-N-acetylglucosaminylglycopeptide beta-1,4-galactosyltransferase activity. The transcript has 4 exons. NCBI's taxonomy places the organism in Eukaryota, Metazoa, Chordata, Actinopteri, Salmoniformes, Salmonidae. The record is from RefSeq and is a predicted model, not a curated record. Gene Ontology annotation, biological process: carbohydrate metabolic process; protein N-linked glycosylation.
UAGCUUGUGAUUCACGGCACACACCGGUGAGAUGGUGAAAAAACUAUUCUGCAGGUUUUUGCUUUUAGGUCUCUUAUAUUUCUCAGUAUAUUUCUGGUACUCAAAUGUUACUGAAUCGAGUAGGAAUGCUUUGCUGUCCAGUUUGAAGGAUAGCCAAACUGAAGAUGGAUUAAUAAAAUCAGGAGUCUAUUAUAGAGUUAUCCGCUUGCAGUCACUUCGGAAAAGAACAAAUAAUGAAAGAAAAUAGAUGGAGAGAACAUGUUCAACAGGGCCAAGCUGGUGAACAUUGGCUAUGCUGAGGCCCUGAAAGAGUAUGACUACGACUGCUUUGUGUUCAGUGGCGUGGACAUCAUCCCCAUUGAUGACCGCAACCCCUACAAAUGCUUCAGCCAGCCCAGACACCUGUCUGUCUCCAUGGACAAGUUUGGCUUCAAGGUGAAUAACAGAGGAAUGUCCAUCCCUCGUCCGGACGGCGUAGUCGGAAAAUGCCGGAAUGAUCCAUCACGAAAGAGACAAAAAUAACAACGACAAUCCUGAGGUUCAAGAGAAUAGAUCAUUACGUUAAAGACGAUGGAUACUGAUGGCCUCCACUCUCUCGAGUACGAAGUUGUCGCAGUUGAAAAGCAUGACCUGUUCACAAAGACUACAGUAGAUGUGGGGAUGACACCCAAAGAUAAAGAAGACAUGGACAAAGGAUGAAUGAGGAAGAGAUGAACUAGCAGGGCUGGAUCUUGGGCCUGACUAAUCGGUGUCUGUAUGUAGCCUCGCUACUUUUAUAGCCUCGCUACUUUUAUAGCCUCGCUACUGUUUUCCACUGUCUUUUUACUGUUUUUAUUUCUUUAUUUAUCUAUUGUUCACCUAAUACCUUUUAUGCACUAUUGGUUAGAGCCUGUAAGUAAGCAUUUCGCUAUAAGGUCAACUACACCUGUUGUAUUCGGCGCACGUGACAAAUAAACUUUGAUUUGAA